Lodderomyces parapsilosis is the source of this 936-nucleotide messenger RNA. RefSeq lists its product as uncharacterized. Lineage: Eukaryota; Fungi; Ascomycota; Pichiomycetes; Serinales; Debaryomycetaceae. Bases 1 to 936 code for a protein of 311 amino acids. The record is from RefSeq and is a predicted model, not a curated record. The transcript has a single exon.
AUGGCUACAUGCUCCACCUUCUCCUUCAUUUCAAGCACUUUCAGUUUCAUAUCAUGUACGAGCUGGGUAUUUGCUCAACUUCCACAAAUUAUAACAAACUACAAACUUAAAUCAGCCGAAGGAAUAUCUCCACUGUUUCUUCUACUUUGGUUUCUCGGUGAUUUUCUUAGUUUCACUAGCUGUUUGAUGAACGAUGCCGUUUUGAACUUCCAAUUAUACUUGAGCAUCUUUUUCCUUUGUAAUGAUGUGACCUUGUGUUUUCAAUACUACUACUACAACAGUGUGUACCCAAAAACAAUGCCUUCCAUCUAUCAUCCUAUUGACCCAGUUGUGCGAGAGUCACUAACCAAUAGCAAAGACGUUUCAAUACACAAUGAGGGAGUACAUAUCAAGCAUAAACAUGGCAGAGAGCAUCACUCCCUCAACGAUGAUAGUGUGUCAAGUAGCUAUGACUCCACCGAAGAGUCUAGCUCAAUGUUGAAGAAUGUCGCAGUUGCUGCGGUUCUCCACAGUGGUCAAGCAAAUGCUCUACUGAUAAGUUCAGACUCCAAUGAUACGGCAAUAACUUCAUGGGGACUUGUUUUAGCAUGGGGUUGCACAUUAGUCUAUUGCAGCUCAAGAUGUCCUCAAUUGUACAAGAAUUACCAGCGAAAGUCAGUUGAAGGGAUAUCUCCCUUGCUUUUUGGGUCGGCAUUAUUGGGCAAUUUGAUAUACACAUUGUCGAUCCUAACAAGCUGUGCUUUGGUACUUGGUGAUGAUCGAACCAAUUUCAUCUACAAGGAGUUACCAUAUAUCAUUGGCAGUUCAGGAACAAUUGUAUUUGAUGCUGCAUAUUUUUACCAAAAACAUAUAUAUCGUAACAGCGGAAGUAACACCUCCACGAUGACGUUGGAGCCAUGGGAUGAGAUAGAGCAUAGUGGGACGGAAGGAGUAUAA